Misgurnus anguillicaudatus (oriental weatherfish) is the source of this 3272-nucleotide messenger RNA. NCBI's taxonomy places the organism in Eukaryota, Metazoa, Chordata, Actinopteri, Cypriniformes, Cobitidae. The record is from RefSeq and is a predicted model, not a curated record.
UUCAAAUGUCUUGGACCGUUGAACAUUUAGUCAAUGUAAAUAUAUGGGAUUAUCGAAUGACAGGUUUAGGAAAAUGCUAAGUCCGGUAAUUUAGGAAAAGAUAACAUAAAAAUCAGUAUAGUCGGUUUAAGAGGAGUUACAUACAAUUUGGUCUGUAAAAACAAUAUUUUUAAAGCAGUAGGCUAUUGAAUUCGUCAAGCAGCAUCAUGAAUAGGCUACGAUUGAUUGUAUAUGGUUCAAAAUAUAAUAAUUGAGCAGAUCCAGCUAGAAUUUAGUGUGUUAAAUGUAAACACAGACAAAUUUCGUCCUGUAAUGCAGCAGUGUUAAACAUAAUCUUUACCGAUAGGUUUUUUUUUUUACAUUUCUUCUGAUUUAAUGAGCCUGAUUCGUCCAUUUAACUCCAAAUCCCAUAAAACACCGGGGUCUUCUGCAAUUAUUGUGUGUGUGUUUGUCAGUUUUUGUGUGCGCGCGCGAGUGUGUGUGUUUGGGCAGGGCUGCAGUGAAGCGCGGCUGAUGUGCGCGAUUCCCUCAUAGAUGCGCGUGAACGUGAAACCGUCUUUUACCACAGGAAAUCGGUAAGGAUUUUAUUUAUUCCAUACGAGUUCAUGACGGAUCCGGCGUUGUCUUUUAUUAAUUCGUGGAGACGGCAGAGAUUUUCACCGGCACGGACAUUAUGCGCUCGGUAACCGGGAGCUGAUGCUGACAUUUAAACCAUCCGCCAUCCUCUGACAGUCAAUUAAUCGGUGAACACUGCGCCCAUUUCUGUUCAUUCGUUCUGCAGAAGACGUCGAGAUGUCUAUGAAAUCAAAGAACGGCGAGGCGGUGAAGGUGGUGGUUCGGUGUCGCCCGCUGAACCGCAAAGAAGAAUCGUCGGGUUAUGAGAACAUUGUAGAGAUGGAUGUGAAACUGGGCCAGGUUGCCCUGCGGAACCCAAAGGCGGCUCCGGGAGAUCUGCUCAAAACCUUUACGUUUGAUGCCGUUUACGAUGCGUGCUCCAAACAGAGCGACCUGUACGAUGAAACGGUCCGGCCGCUCAUCGACUCGGUUUUACGCGGGUUUAACGGCACCAUUUUCGCGUACGGACAAACCGGCACCGGAAAGACAUACACAAUGCAGGGCCAGUGGCUGGACGGUGAGCGCCGCGGCGUCAUCCCCAACUCGUUCGAGCAAAUCUUUACGCACAUCUCGCGCUCCCAGAACCAGCAGUACCUCGUCCGUGCCUCGUAUUUGGAGAUCUACCAGGAGGAGAUAAGAGACCUGCUCACCAAAGAUCACAGCAGAAAGCUGGAGCUAAAGGAGAGUGCAGACUCAGGGGUCUACAUCAAAGAUCUGUCCUCCUUCGUGACCAAGAACGUGAAGGAGAUCGAGCACGUGAUGAACGUGGGCAACCAGACCAGAUCCGUGGGCUCCACCAACAUGAACGAGCACAGCUCCAGAUCACAUGCCAUCUUUAUCAUUACGGUGGAGUGCAGCCAGCUCGGUCCAGAUGGCCAGAACCAUAUCCGGGUGGGCAAGCUCAACCUGGUGGACCUGGCUGGCAGCGAGAGGCAAACCAAGACAGGUGUCCAAGGAGAACGUUUGAAGGAGGCCACCAAGAUAAACUUGUCCCUCUCUGCUCUGGGAAACGUAAUUUCUGCCCUGGUAGAUGGUCGAAGUUCUCACGUACCCUACCGUGACUCCAAACUCACGCGGUUGCUUCAGGAUUCGCUGGGAGGGAACGCGAAAACCAUCAUGGUGGCCACUCUGGGGCCGGCAUCCUACAAUUACGAGGAGACCCUUACCACCCUGCGCUAUGCCAACCGGGCCAAGAACAUCAAGAAUAAGCCACGUGUCAACGAAGACCCCAAAGACGCCCUUCUGAGAGAGUUCCAGGAGGAGAUCGCCCGGCUAAAAGCGCAGCUGGAUAAGCGUGGCAUGCUCACCAGGAGGAAGAGGAGGAGUAGCAGACUGAGGAAGAUUGGAGAAGGGGAUGAAGAAGAGGUAGAUGAGGAUGAGGAUGAAGAGAGCGAGGAUGAUGAAGAAAGUGUGGAGAAGGAGGCACAAGAGUACAUGAAGGAGCAGCAGGAGACGCUGGAGAGAGAGAAGGAGGCCAUCAGAGAUGACCAUUCUUUGGUGGCAGAGGAGAAACAGAGACUCUUGGAGGAGAAAGAGAGGAUGAUGAGACACUUGAAGAAGGAGCAGGAGGCCACCGAGCUCCUCACCGCCAAGUUUAAGGCGAUGGAGAGCAAGCUGCUGGUUGGUGGGAAGAACAUUAUUGAUCACACCAAUGAGCAACAGAAGAUGCUUGAGUUGAAACGGCAUGAGAUUGCCGAACAGACACGCAGGGAAAGAGAAAUGCAACAACAGAUGUUGGUUCAGGAUGAAGAAACAGUGGAACUCAGAGAAACGUUCUCAUCGCUACAACAAGAAGUGGAGGCAAAAACAAAGAAACUUAAAAAGUUGUAUGCAAAGCUUCAGUCUCUGAAGGCAGAUAUUAAGGAUGUAAAUGACGAACAUGUACGAAGUCGACAGGAGCUAGAACAAACUCAAAAUGAACUGACAAGAGAGCUCAAGUUCAAGUAUCUGAUCAUAGAGAACUUCAUCCCUCCUGAAGAAAAGAAUAAAAUCAUGAACAGACUUCAGUUUGAUGCCGAGGAAGAUCAAUGGAAGUUUCAGCCUCUCGUCCCAUCAGAGAAUAAAUUCACGCAGAAAAGAAGACCCACUUCCGCUGUGGGAUACAAGCGACCAAUCAGCCAGUAUGCCAGGGUUGCCAUAGCGAUGGGAGCUCAUUCCAGAUACAGGGCUGAGAAUAUAAUGGUUCUGGAGCUGGACAUGACUCCUCCUGUUGUGUUUCAACUACACUCCCCAAAGUCUGGAUCAGAGGUGCCCCACGACCCUCUAUGGGACAACUCCCCUUACAGAGAGAAAUCAGCAACCGGACGGGUUCGAAAAUCUCAAUCGUGGUGUCAGUCUCCACAAGUCAUGUCCUCCUCAAGCUCCACCCUCUCGCUGGCUUCCUCAGGGUCCCACAGUCUGCCACACCCACAAAACAUCACCAUGGCAACAGCUUAUGAAUGAAACAGGAAUCGCCUCCUAAAACAACUGUUAUAUAAGACGGGGUAAGACAAACCCCUCCAUCACCAUGAAACAAUGACUCUGAUGAAAAACCGGAGCAAUCGAACCUUCAACCAAUCCUCAGAUGAUCCAUAAUAAACCAGCCCACUUUUCUGCAGUCAGUUUGAUGCAAUUUUUUACUCUCAUCAGGACCAAUAAAACAAUUAAUAUAUAAAUAA